Molecule: messenger RNA, 897 nt
Organism: Ctenocephalides felis (cat flea)
Lineage: Eukaryota; Metazoa; Arthropoda; Insecta; Siphonaptera; Pulicidae
Product: zinc finger BED domain-containing protein 1-like
Exons: 1
Coding region: 1-897 (298 amino acids)
Molecular function (GO): protein dimerization activity
Source: RefSeq, a predicted model, not a curated record
AUGAACUUAGAUGUUAUUACUUUAUCACAAGAUAUACCAACUAGAUGGAAUUCUACUUUUUAUAUGUUCGAAAAGUUAUUGAGGGUUAAAGUUGCACUAUGUGCAGCUUUGCCUUUAAUAGAUCCUCCUCCACCAAACCUGAGUUUUGCUGAGUGGGCUAUUUUAGAAGAUUGUGUGAAAAUUCUACAGCCACUGGAAAUUGUAACCAAAACAUUGUCAGGUGAAUUUUAUCCCACCUUAUCCAGUGUAAUACCUAUAAUUCAAGGGGUAAAAAAUUCUAUAAAUAAAAGAACGCCAACAACUAAUGCUGGGAAGAAUUUGCAACAAAUCUUGUUGAGAAAUAUAAGUCAAAGAUUUGGUUAUUUAGAAAAUGAUGAAAUUACAGCAAAAGCAACAAUUCUUGACCCCAGAUAUAAGAAAAAAGCAUUUGGAUUAGAGAGUUGUGCGGAUAAAGCAAUGGCUUUGGUUUUAAAUGAAGUAAAAGAAAUGACUACGGCAGAACAUAUUGAAGAGGCCGAAAAUAAUGAACCAUUAUCAGUACCGUCAAACCAUAAUAUAGAUGAUGAAAUCUGGGAAAAUUUUGAUAUGCGUGUGGUUCAGACAAUAGAACAAACUUCAAUCUCUCUUCCAGAAAGAUUAUUGCAAGAAUAUAUAAAUUUGCCAUAUUUGAAUAGAAAGCAAGAUCCUGUUCAGUUUUGGGAGGAAAGAAAAAACAUAUAUCCUGCUUUAUAUAAAAUGGCGAAAAAAUAUUUAUGUAUACCGGCAACAUCCGUUCCGUCAGAGCGCUUAUUUUCCAAGGCUGGCAUGUUGACUAAUCAACGACGGAAUAGGUUACAACCAAAUAAAUUAAAUCAACUAUUAUUCCUUAAUUCUUAUUAUUCAGAAAAAUAUUUGUAG